CUUGAAGCUAAAGUAUAUUUUUCACAGCCGGAUCAUGAUUUGCAUCCCUGCUCUCAACUUGUUCUUUUACAACUGUCUAGUGGUUUACAUAGCCAGAAAAGUCAUACGGAUUAUCAAGGCUCCAUUAACAAAUGCGAAUGGUUGGUGCCGGAUCCCCCUGAUCGGCAGAAUCUUCGGUUCCCAGCAACCGGACACUCUUGAUGAUGGGUUAGAAUUCCCGGAGUUCGAUGUCGCCCUGUGGAACGUGAAUUUGCACGUAAACUUCUUGCUUCUUCUGCCGGCACUCUUCCAGAUCCAUCACUUCACCUUGCUGGUGGCCCUAAUUCUCAUGUGGAACUUUUACGUCUACCAGCGUCUAUUCGCUUUCUAUCUGAAGCUCGUGUGGCACUUGUGGUGGAGCGAUCUUGGUUGGGUCUACUACGCACCCCUGGUCAUUUUCGGACUUGUUAUGAACACACUGCAUUUGAGUUUGAUCAUCGGAACAAUGAAGCUGCAGACGAAGAGCCCCCAAGAUCCUUUGCCCCAGAUCCAGUUGGAAUCUCCUCCACAACAGGAGCAGAAUUCAGUGACGAUUGGUGAUGGCCCAGAACGUUAAGGUCGGAAAAAUCUGAAACUGAACGCCGGAGCCCAGGUUCAGCCGCCUUUAACUGGGUCGCCAUCAGUCAGGGACUUAACCUUGCGGCAUCUACAAAUACUGGGUCGUUGGUUCAACUAAUAAAUAUGCCAGAAAACGGCAGACACACAGAUACCGGGCACGCACACACACCCGCACUCCAGGACAUG
Molecule: messenger RNA, 783 nt
Organism: Drosophila takahashii
Lineage: Eukaryota; Metazoa; Arthropoda; Insecta; Diptera; Drosophilidae
Source: RefSeq, a predicted model, not a curated record